Truncatella angustata is the source of this 1323-nucleotide messenger RNA. Its product is annotated as transcription initiation factor IID, 18kD subunit-domain-containing protein. Gene Ontology annotation, molecular function: transcription coregulator activity; protein heterodimerization activity. The transcript has 2 exons. The record is from RefSeq and is a predicted model, not a curated record. Gene Ontology annotation, cellular component: SAGA complex. Gene Ontology annotation, biological process: transcription by RNA polymerase II. NCBI's taxonomy places the organism in Eukaryota, Fungi, Ascomycota, Sordariomycetes, Amphisphaeriales, Sporocadaceae. Bases 1 to 909 code for a protein of 302 amino acids.
AUGACAGAUAAUAAGCAGUCCAAAUACCGGCAGGAGAUUCAGCAAAUGAUGUAUGUCUCUGGUGAGACAGGCGAACCUACCGUCGAAGUAACAGCCAUGAUUGAGGAAAUUGUGCGCCAACAAGUCAUCGAGAUGCUGCGCAACUGUACGGAGCUCGCCGCCCGCCGCAGCGCACGUUCAAUCGCCAUAAACGACCUGAUUUUUCAGAUCCGCGACGAUGUGCUCAAGGUCUCGCGCCUGCGCACCUUUCUAAGUUGGAAAGAUGUGCGCAAGAAUGUGCGAGACUCUGACGACAAGGGAGGCGAUGUUGAGCUAGGCGAGGCUGCCAAAAAGAACAAGAAGGCCACGGUCAAGCUGCCCUGGGAGCCGAGCAGUUUCUACACUCAAGAGGUGCCAGAACGCGAAGAGGAAGAGGAUGAGGAGCAAGACGAGCUCAACUCCAUCAGCCUGCAGCGGCUACGUAAGGCAGACGAGCGGACAAAAGCCAUGACUCGGGAGGAAUAUGUCACAUGGUCUGAGUACCGGCAAGCAUCAUUCACCUAUCGGAAGGCCAAACGAUUUCGGGAGUGGGCUGAAUUAGGCAUCGUAACGGACAGCAAACCUUCGGACGACAUAUUGGAUAUCCUAGGUUUUCUGACAUUCGAGAUGGUGCAAACCCUCACCGAAGAAGCGCUAAAGAUCAAAGUGCAGGAGGACCUGUGGAAAGAGCGGCCUGGUGGGGAGAGCAACGCCAAGAAGAGGAAGCUAGCUCCUGGUGGUUUGUUUAGCCAGCCUAGUGAGGGCAAGACGCCUGUGGGGACCAGGCACGUUCAAGAGGCGUUCCGUCGGCUGCAGACAAGGACAACGAAGAGCCGCGCUAUGCUCAAUGGAACGAGAAUGCAGCAGAGAACUCGUCUGAACCUCUUUUAGAUCUUGGGUUGGCCUGUGCCUUUUGGCAUUGGCCGGUUGAGUCGUACAUGCACACGGAACUUGGUUUUACCAUUCAAUUACCCAGGCACUGUGGACUACGUCGACGAAGCCUAGGCGACCAUUAAUCAUAUGUCAACCUGGGAAUGGUAAACGGGUUCUUGAAGGGCUGUAAACGGUGGAAGUCGUCCCAUGUGGCUUGAUUAAGCAUUCGAAGCAGGGGGUUGACUCAAGCAAACUAGUGCUAGAGAUCAGCGUCCAAUUAGUGUCAUCUCUUCUGUGGCUGUCACGCGAGGAGUAAUACAUUUCCAGCAGGCUCUCGUUAUUAUUAAAAUUAAUGAAAGUUUCCUUUUAUUAGGAAAUAUUAUUUAGCAGGAGUUGUUUCAUACUUUUGUAAUCAUCAGUAGAAGUACACAC